Molecule: messenger RNA, 1848 nt
Organism: Dictyostelium purpureum
Lineage: Eukaryota; Evosea; Eumycetozoa; Dictyosteliales; Dictyosteliaceae
Exons: 4
Coding region: 1-1821 (606 amino acids)
Biological process (GO): DNA replication initiation; DNA replication
Cellular component (GO): alpha DNA polymerase:primase complex
Molecular function (GO): DNA binding
Source: RefSeq, a predicted model, not a curated record
AUGGGACCAACAAUUCAUAUUAAUAGUAAUAGUUUUGGUGGAUUUAAUGACGAGGAACUUUUAAAGGUUCAAGGCAUUAUAGAAGAGUUAAAAUUAACCGAAGAUAUUGUUUCUGAAGAAUGGGAGAUUUUUCAAUUAAAUAAAAAGAUUAACGAAAAUUAUAUUAGACAUUUAGAGGGUUUUAAAACACACUUAAAAAAGAAAUCGAAACAGUUACAGCAAAUAAAAACAGCACAGCAAAAAGAUGUUAUAGUUGAAGAAGAUCCACAAUUAUUCGAUGAUGUAGAUAUAGGAGAUGUAAUGGAUGAUGCUGAUAUUUCAAAUAAAACAGUCGUUACUUCAAAUAGCCCAACCAUUACUCCAACAACCACUAUAGAUAAUAAUAAUAAUAAUAAUAAUAAUAAUAAUAAUAAUAACAAUAUAGGAAUAGAUCCAACAGACCAAGAUUUUGAAUUUGAUUUUGGUACUAAUGCCCAAACAACAACAACAAACAGAACUUUAAAACUAAAAAAUCCAGCACCAUUAUAUAGCUAUAAUGAAAGAAAAAAUAUAGGAGGGGUGAUUUUAUCGUACAAUGAUAAUCAAGUAACAUUAGAUGCCAAUAACAAAGAAAAGAAACCAAUUGAGUUCAAAGGUAUAGGCGAACCAUUUUAUCCAAUAAAGUACUAUAGUGAUACAAUCGAACAGAGAACUAAAAUUUUAAAAGAUAGUGUCCAAUCAUUUAAGACAACACCCAACUCAUUCCCAGUACCACUUGAAACUGGCGAGUCCUCUUUAGUUAGAACUGUAGGUAGAGCAUGGCAAUACGAUUUAGAAACCCAAUUACCAAAGAAAUUCUUUUUAUUGGGAAGUGGUAAUGAACAAGCAGUAAAAGCAACAGCACCAAAAGAUACAACAUCAUCUGUACAUGCAUUAGAAAACAAUAUUCCUGUUGAUUACUGUAUGUUUUCAGGUCAAAUUUUAAUGACAGAAGCUAAAAAAGCAGUUGGCUCAAAUGUAUACUACGCAAAGCAAAUGUAUGAACCAUUACCAUUACCAUUCUAUCCAAAUGAAAGUCGUAAAGAAACUGGUGAUAUCACUGUUAUGGUUGCAUCAGGUCCAUUCGAUCUUUCAAAACCUGUUGUUGACUAUGUACCACUUCAUGAUUUAUGCUCGAUAGUAUCAGAACGUAAGCCACAUUGUCUUAUCUUAAUGGGUCCAUUCAUUGAUGAUACCAAUCACCAUCUCUCCAAAUACUCUGAAACUUUUACCGAAAUCUUCAAUAACUUAAUGAAAACCAUAAGUGAAAAAAUACCAUCUUCAACUAAAGUUUUAAUUGUACCAUCACUUAAAGAUGUAGAUCAUGAUUACAUUUUACCACAACCACCAUUUAAUCCAAAUAUAAACUUACCAUCUAAUAUACUAUUUGUACCAAACCCAUUCACAUUAUUAAUAAAUGAAUCUUUUUCCAUUGGUUUGACUACAACCGAAAUUUAUCAUCAUAUAGAAUCAAAAGCAAAUUUCAAAAAUAAAUUAACAAAAGAUAAAUCCCAAGAUAUUUGCAAAUCUAUAAUCAACCAAAGAAACUUUUAUCCAUUACAUCCAGCAGAAGCACCAAUCAGUAUGAGAUAUUUACAACAUUUAAAUUUCCAUUUUACACCAGAUAUUUUAAUCCUUUCUAAAAAUACUCCAAUGGCAACAGUUGUAAACGACGCUUUAUGCUUGGGUGUCUCACCGUUAGUAACCAAAUUUUCAUCUGGCAGUUAUGUUGAAUUUACUGUAACCAAUUCUAAAGAUACUCCAAUUUCAAAGAGAACUUUGGUUAAUUUUAAAAAUAUUUAAAUAAAAAAAACUAUGUAAUUAAAACAC